Messenger RNA from Pocillopora meandrina, 6630 nucleotides. The record is from the annotation of a GenBank genome assembly. NCBI's taxonomy places the organism in Eukaryota, Metazoa, Cnidaria, Anthozoa, Scleractinia, Pocilloporidae.
AUGUUAGGGCUGGUCUGCAGUUACCACACACUUUCUUUACCUUCCGUUUUUAAGUGUGAUGAGCAGACCAACGGUCAAACCACGCCAAGUCCUCUUAACCAGACAAAAAUAUCGUUGCAAUGUAAUGAUCAUCGUCACAAGGAGAAAUCACACCAAACUAUAGCUUUUAUCUCUGUUUGUGCCAUUGUCAUGGUGCUUAGUAUAGGGGAAGUCCUGCACUUGUGCUAUAACAGGAAAAACUUUCUGUACGCGCUCAUUGGAGACACUGGUGAUGACAUGUUACUGCCAGGUAAGUAAAUAUUUAAAAGUUUAACUGCUUGCAAAUUACCAUAGCCAAAACACUGGUGCAGAAAUGUUAUUGAGGGCUACAGUUAUUUAAUGGCUAAACGAAAGAAAGAGAUUUGACGUGAACAUAGAGAAGACAACCCACAAAAAUUUAUAGGGGGGAGGGAGAAGAGGUGGUGUUUGUUAGUCUAUUACACUUCAUAAUUCCAAACAACCUAUUUGGGAGAGAGUCUUAUUGGUACUGUUUGGUUCACAUGGUCAAAUUCGUAAUAUGGGAGGAAAUUUAGAAGCAGUUGCGUUCACUCAUGGAAAUAAAGUGAAGCUUUAUGCGCUCGCCAAACAACUGCAGUGCCGCCAUUUGACCUUUUCACGAACUGCAACGUUAAAAACCCGACUCUGCAUCCUGCUGGACGCGACCACCCAGUCUAAGGCCUGGAAUGAGAAAUGCGGGCUCUAAUCUUUUUGUUGUUAAGAGGGUCACAAGUAUACACCACAGAACUUAAAUUGUAUCUGUAAUACUCGUUUGACUCUCCCCUAACUUUCCGUAUGCAACAAUCGCCAUCAGUUUGCUCAUUCGUGGGUGACAUCUUUUUGAGAUCUCGUGGGUAUUGGUGGUCACUUAAUUUUGGGACGAAUACGAAUCAACCACUGGGUCGGGUACGAACGACUCAAACUGGGUAUAAAUCGACUGCGUGCGAAACGUACACGAAAAUGACAGCCUAGAGAACGAGUCUUUAAGAUCAUCUAUGUAUGCUUAUAUGAGACCAAAACUACUCAAAACGUACAUUUCGAGGUUAUCAUGUUUUUGAUCUGACAUGUUAAGACCCGUUGCAUUCAUAUUACGUCUUGAAAUGAUUAAAUUGACAUGUAUUCGUGCUUUAGCUAGUUACAAUAGAUAUUUCACAUUUAUCAGAGACAAAGUUUAAGAGAAGCAUCGUUUUGAACAGGUUUACCUGAGAAACCAACCAUCACAAAUAGAGAAACAGAAGUUGACGAGGACUUCAUUAUUAUGUUGUUGGCUCCUAAAUACAGGAGUAACACUGCUUUUCAUGAGGCGAAUAAUUGUGAAACUUUGUAAAAACAGGUUAAUACUUACGCUGCAGCUCUCAUAUGAGGAAAAAUAAUUAUUUGCCCAAUAUUUUUUCACUAUCGUCAUCUUUGAUUUGCUCGUAAAUUACAUUGAUAAGACUUGUUAUUGAUUUUAAUGCUUGAAAGAGGAGUUCAUCAAUGUUUUAUUAACCUUUCGCAUUAUACCAAUAUGUUUAAUUCUAUUGAAUUGGUAUUGAUUUCCAGUCAGCCAUUUGGUAAUGUAUGCCUCUGAAAACAAACAAUUCAAUGAUCAUUGUAUUCGUGUCUGCAUAUUUUAAUCCACAUAUUGCACCCAAAUUUGCUGAAUUCUACUCUUCCUUCUUAUUUCUGUUCCAAUCAUUAUACUCUUGUUGUUGACGCUGCGGUUCUUUCCCUGAAUAACUGAUUUUAUAACAGAGAGGUUAGUUAAUAACUUGCAGAUCAAGAAACAUUCUCCCUCCUAACGUUUUUGGAUUCUUUGCCACUGUGUACCAUUCUUCCUGUGCAACUUGAGAUCUGAAUUAAAUUUACCUUUUGGAUGACUUUGCUGUUGCGGGCGCUCUACAGGCAAGUGUAGGGAGGGGAUUCAGAAAUUUGUGAUUGAGGAAGAGGGGGUGUCAAAAAUUACUUCUCGAUCUACCUCUCCCAUGCCCUGCCUCCCAUCCAAUCGAGAUUACUCAGGGAAUUAGGAUGCACAACUGCUUUUUAGCUCGACUUUCGUCCCAAACUAGAUAAGACCGGAAACGAUUGUCACAACAAUCGUCGUGUUUUGACACAAGAUAAAGUAAAUCUUUCUCUAAGAGCCAUGGACUGUUCUGAUUCCAACAAAAAGGAACUGAAAUGACAUCGUAAGGAUAAGAAAGGUUUUUCUUUUCUAGUAUCUUCAUCUACUUGUGGAUUAUCCCUAAAGUUAAGUAAACUUAGACUUUGAGCAAAAGAAAAACAGUGUACAAAACAGAACUUUACGGAUUUUAAAGUAUUCAGAUGCAGAGAUCUUACUUUAAACUCCGCAUUCCAAAUCUUUGAACUCGCAAUCAUACCGGAACGCCGUUUUAGUUCAAACCUAGCCCUAGGUUUGCUCGGUGAAGAAAAUUAAUUGACUCAUUCUUAAACCAAGGCGAUCUUACGUAGUUGAGUCCUUCGCACCUCAUAUAGUUUUAUUAUUAUCGCUUCAAUUCGAGAAAAAUUCAAGUUAUGAAAAUUGUGUUUUAGGAAGCAGACGGAAAUUUCUAUUUUGUAAUUAGUCACUAGAGGUUUUCAGUGUUAACGUUGGAGUAUUGGAGAUUUUAUCAUCUUUCAUGGCUGCGGGUGACUUAAAUUAUCCAUCAAGUGUUCUUGAUGAUCCAUCGCGCAACCCGUGUCAAGCCAUUCUGAUUGGAGAGUUUACCAUCUUUCAUGGCUGUGGGUGACUUAUAUUAUCCGUCGAGCGUUCUUAAUGAUCCGUCGCGCAACCCGUGUCAAGCUAUUCUGAUAGCACUCCCCUCCACUUCCCUCUCAAGGAAUUUAGCCGCCAGUGGAACUUUGUGCAUGUAACAAGUUCGCCAGCUUAUUCGCAAAGCAACGGAAAGGUAGAAGCAGCUGUUAGCUCCGCUAAAAAUGUUAUGAGUAAGUCAAGAAAAGUCAGAACAGAUCCAUACCUCGCUCUCCUCGAAUACAGAAACACGCCUAGUCAGGGAUUGGGCACCAGUCCGGUGCAGCGGUUGAUGUCAAGGCGCACAAGAGCACAACUACCCAUCAUUCCUAAGCUUCUCAGUCUAGCUUUCCAGCCCAAGAUCUAUCAGAAGCUUCUCGUCAAGAAAGAACGACAAGUCCUUGCUUCCAAUAGGGGGGCUAAGGAUCUGGGAGCACUCAGUGGUGGAGAUACAGUGCAACUCGUGCCGCCUGAAAAUCCGAGUAAAGAAGCUGUGAAAGCAAAUGUUGAAAGGUGUGUUGGAACUCUGUCCUUCGAGGUGGCUACAAAGGAGGCCUGCCGGAGUUCAAGACCUGCUUUGGUGGCUGAAGGAGGCGUUGAGCAGUCGGAUUAACAGUCGACAUCCUUACCUGAACAAGCACAGACUGGUCAUGAGCUCUCCGCGCCGUGUAAGCGGACAACCGUACCCAGUGGUCGAGUGGAUGCGACCAAUGGGCAUGCGAUGGCAUCUCGGCAACCGGAGCCACUUGUUCAGCCUAGUGGGUUACCUGUGCAAGGCCCAACAACGCGAUCAGGCAGAGUUGUUAAGAAGCCAGCUUAUUUAAGGGAUUAUGUUACUGGGAUGUAACCAGCGUCGAAGCUUUCUACGUUCCACAAACUUUGAACUUUGUUUACCUUGUUUGUCUUUGUUUUAAUUUUUUUUUUUAUAAGGAAAAGGAUGUAACAAUAGGCAUUGUUUAGUUAUAGCCUCGUUUGAGUGUUAAACUAAAAAGGAAGGAUGUUUGUCAGAAUAAAGCAGUUGGUGUAGGACUUGAUGGGAGUUAUGAAACGAUUCCUUCAUGAUUAAACACGCAUUAACCUCCGCUUACGUCGAUAUUUGUUCUCCAAAUACAUCCGUCGAAAAGAAACAAAGUCAGCAGAAAAGACUCUGCUCCAAAGUUUUAUCUUUUCUUCUCUAUUUUUUUGCGCGAAAGAAAAACGAACACGUUUUGUAGACUCCAGUGAUAUUAAAAAGCCGGUCGCAGAUACACAUCCACCAUCAGAUCAACACCGGCUUUUUUUGCGGGCGGUUUCCUCUCUAUCUAAAAAUUAACGGAAGGGUUCGAAAAUAAAUAAAGCAUUUUCUGGCUUGCUUGUAUGUUGACUGACGAUGCUCUUGGCUGAGAUAUUGCCCUUAUAAUUUUACAUUUAGCCUGGAAGCUUCGCUUUUAGGCCAAUUAUUAAUUUUCCGGACAAUCUAUCAGCCGUGGACAUUGUUAGCUGACAUAUUACCUGCCCGAGAGGGUUUAUUUAAUAAACAUGUAUGCUUAAUCUUUGAGGUAGGAAUACUGCUUCUAUGAACACGCUUAAGCGGCCAACAUUUGCGUGCAGACGUGAUGAACACUCUUUGAAUCUAGUUAUGUAAAAAGUGUAUCAAAUGACACUGCCCUUACUAUUGUAUGAAUUAUUUUACUUUUAAUAAUACUAAAUAGGGCACUGGCGCGCUACGCGCAAGUUGCAGAGGGAUCUUCUUGUUAUCAUGGCUGUUCUGUUUAUAAUAAUUUUCAUUCACGUGAAUUAUCUUUAUUGUCUUUUUCCCCUUAUUUUUUUUAUAUGUUUUGAACAUUUUCAUAGAUAUUUUUGAUAUAUUUGUAAUCACAAGAUAUUUAGACUGAGAUGUGGAUCAGUGAAUAAAUAUUGUCAAGAUUAGAUAUUUAAAUUCAGAGAUCUUACUGAUGGCAGGAUAAUCUACUUUUAGGUGUCUGACAAGACUAGCCUAAGUUUUACCAUUAGUUAUUUUUGGAUAGUAAUACGUGAUCCUGUUGUUUCAAGAAUUUGGCUGUGAGACAAGAGGAUCUGAUAGGGGUGGGACCAGGACCUCUUAGAGGGGGGGGCCUUCCUUCCACCGAUUUUUAACCAUUAUAGGGUCCGUGAGUUGGGCCUGUGAUAUCCAAUACUGGAAUCGUUUCUCUGUCAGACACGAGACUAGAUAUUUAUAUUCAAGACUAAGCUUCUACUUGACGGUUUAGAACUAUGGGUGGUACUAAUGUGCUUUUACUUUGUUAUACUUUUUUCACCAUUAAGAGUAAGACCAGUAAAGCCUAAGAUUUUUGUCUUAAGGGCUUGUUUGUUAAUUGACCUACCCUCCAAACAGUUAAACCCUGUGGAGCAAGAGUGAAAGUACUUAAACUGCUAUCCUCGUCUUCAUAUUAUUUAUUAUGUUCCUUUUUUAUAUUUCAGCCGUAAGUGCCUACACUUCAGCUUUAAAGUCUUCAAUUAUGUACCAUACGGAGUUCCAACCCAAACUGAUUGCCUCUCGCACGAUCUCUAACGUGAAAACAGACCAAAUAUUCACUAAUCUUCUCAUACAACAUGGAAGAAAAGCCCUGAUCAGGAGUAACAAUGACAAGCCAUAUUCAAGAAGUGAAGAGCUUGAGUACUACGGAAAAGUUAGCGGUACCCCAGUCAAGCACUGUAGUGAAAUAUUUCUUGGCGUGAUUGAUGAUCAGGAGAGUACUAAUUCUAUUCUUGUCGUUGGAAAAGCAGGGAUUGGGAAAUCCCUGUUUUGCCAUAAGGUGAUUCGCGAUUGGGCCAACAACGAAUUAUUUCAAGCACGAGAAAACACCGAAAUCCCCAAUUUAAAGUUUGUGUAUUUGCUUACUUUCCGUCAAUUGAAUUUGCUUGAAAAUGACUGUGUGACUUUAAGAGAAAUCUUAAAUUGUUGUUCGGCUCUGGAUGACAAAUGUAACAUUGAUGACUCUACAUUUGAGUACAUUUUAAAGCAUCCCAAGGAAGUUAUGGUCAUCCUCGACGGCUAUGAUGAGUAUUCACAGCAAGACUACAUCGCUGGAAACUUAGAGGAACAGCAUCCCAAUAACGCUAGACGUAAAAUGCCGGUGGCCGCAUUAUGUUCAAAACUCAUUAAAGGGAAAAUCUUGAGAGGGGCUAUCGUCAUGAUUACCUCGCGACCAGAUGAAUCGGACAAGAUGGGAGGAAUCCGUUUUAAACGAUAUGUGGAAAUUGCAGGAUUUUCGUCGGAACAAGUCAAAGAAUACGUUGAGAAAUACUUCGAGAAAAACGAAAAUAUGAAGAACGCUGUUCUUAAACAUGUCAUGAACAAUGAGAACCUUGUGAGUUUUGCUCAUAUUCCUAUGCUCUGUUAUCUGUUGUGCUUUGAGAUGGAGUAUACCCUAACCGAAUCAGAAAAUCCUGAUGACCUUCCUGUCUCAACAACCGACGUUUACACCAAACUUAUUGAAAUAUUUGAACUUAAGCACUACGCCGAGUCAGAAUACAAACAGAAAGAAAUUCCUGAGCAAUUCAAGGCCCCUCCUGUCAUUAAGAACACUUUAGAUAAAUUAUCAAAGCUAGCGGCUAAACUGUUGGUUGAAAGAAAGCCAACUUUUGAUGAAAGGGAGAUGGAAGGCGAUUUUGAAGCGGAAGAAGUCAGCAAACUUAAAGGUAGUGGUCUUCUUUACUGUGGUCAGCCUUUCAGGACUGCACUGAUUACAACCACGAAGCACUUUAGCUUCACACAUCUAACCGUCCAAGAAUUCUUGGCUGCUCGUCGGUUUGUUAAGGAAAAUCGCGUUCCAGACAAAGAAUGCUCUGAAAUGGUUGUCCAAUUUUUGCUGGCGUGUUAUCAAGUGAGGGAAACGAAGAACUGA